UGUUUAAAACUAGAUAUUUUGUAUAAUUAUUAAGGGGGCAGAAAUAGUGGCGAAAUCAGAAUUUUUACUAAGGGGAGUCAAAAUUGAAAAAAGUAAGCACACCAACUAGGCGCUCCACCACUUGGCAGAAAUCAAUAAUUGUCUUUAUCUUUAAAACUAAAUAUUUCGUAUAUUAAGAGGUUGAGAACAACAUUGAAAGCCAAGAGAACUGAGGAAAAUAUCAUGGCUAGUUCUGCUAUUCCAGCAAUUGAUGUUUCUCCAUAUUUUAGAUCAGAUGAGGAAAAUGAAGAAGGGAAAAAGAAGGCUAUGGAGCAAAUUAGAGACGCCUGUGUUAGCUAUGGUUUCUUCCAGAUUGCGAAUCACGGAAUUCCUUUGGACUCGUUGAGCACAACUAUCGAUAUGUAUAAGACUUUCUUUGCUACUUCAGAUGAAGAAAAACUCUCUCUACCUGAUUAUUUAAAGAGCACACAGGAGUCAGCUGGGACUUAUGAGCACUUCCGGAUUCGUUUUUCAUCCUCCUCUGCCUUCGAUGUCUGCCCCAACAAUCCACCUGCUUUCAGACAAGUAUUGGAGGAGAUGGCCUCCCAUUUCACAAAGUUAGGAGUUUUGUUGGAGAGAAUCAUCAGUGAGUGCCUAGGCCUCCCUCCUGACUUCCUAGGAAACUACACAAAUGAUCGGUCACGGGAUGCAUUGAUGGGCCUCCACUACUUUCCGGCGGAAGAAGACGAGAACACAGGAAAACCUGCACAUGAAGAUCCUGGCUGCUUCACCAUUGUCUACCAGUAUGAAGUUGGAGGCCUUCAGGUGCAAAAAGGUGGACAGUGGAUUCCUAUAGCGCCUUGCAAAGACAAACUAGUUGUUAACAUUGGUGAUGUGAUUCAGGUGCUAAGCAACAAUAAAUUCAAGAGUGCAAUUCACAGAGUGGUGAGACCAACUGAAACCCACCGUUACUCGUGUGCGUUUUUCUAUAACUUGCAAGGAGACAAGUGGGUUGAGCCAUUACCACAGUUCACCACAGAAAUUGGAGAGUCGCCCGAGUACAGAGGAUUCCACUUCGACGAGUAUCUGCAGCUGAGACUCAGAAACAGGAGUCAUCCACCAGCUAGACCUGAAGAUUUCAUCCAUAUAACCCACUACUCAAUUUCCAGUUAGAGGAGUAUCGAAGUUUAUGUGAUCAGGGAUUUUUUUUUUUCUCUAUGUUAAAAGAAACAUGGCAAUAAUAUGUAUUACACCAGUCUUAUUCUUAAUAUGUAUUUUGAAGUGUGCCACUAUUUUAUUAAAUAAAAAAUUUAAGCCUGAUUCGUUGAA
Messenger RNA from Capsicum annuum, 1308 nucleotides. RefSeq names its product protein DMR6-LIKE OXYGENASE 2. Lineage: Eukaryota; Viridiplantae; Streptophyta; Magnoliopsida; Solanales; Solanaceae. The record is from RefSeq and is a predicted model, not a curated record. Gene Ontology annotation, molecular function: dioxygenase activity. The transcript has 3 exons. Bases 223 to 1152 code for a protein of 309 amino acids.